Drosophila innubila is the source of this 389-nucleotide messenger RNA. Its product is annotated as male-specific sperm protein Mst84Dd-like. NCBI's taxonomy places the organism in Eukaryota, Metazoa, Arthropoda, Insecta, Diptera, Drosophilidae. The record is from RefSeq and is a predicted model, not a curated record. Bases 106 to 279 code for a protein of 57 amino acids. The transcript has a single exon.
CUCCCGGCGUCAGUGCGGACACUCAAGGGUACAUAAUUGGAAGCUGUUACUAUCUCUUAGAUCCAUUUCCUAAGGCCGACUUACCUUUUUCCGUAAGCUCUCAAAAUGUGUUGGCAUCCAGGUGGCUGCUGCGGUUCACCCGCGUCCAUUCAGUGCACAAAUUUCUGUUAUAAUUACUGGACAGGAUGUGCAACGAGUCCGUGUUGCCGGACCAGCUGCUCUCCGUGCUGUCCGCCGUAUCGCGGUUGUUGUGGUGGCCCCCGCUGUGGUUCAUGCUAAAAAUGGAGCUGGCUUAGAAGGAAAAUAGGCUUGAUGGCACCAGGGAUAAAAUUUAACAAUUCAGUAGUAUGUAACAAGUGUGCAAUAUUCAAUAAAAUCCAUAGUUUAUA